This is a messenger RNA of Harpegnathos saltator (Jerdon's jumping ant), 3073 nucleotides long. It is a transcript of the gene Liprin-beta, whose product is annotated as liprin-beta 1. Gene Ontology annotation, biological process: neuromuscular junction development. The record is from RefSeq and is a predicted model, not a curated record. The transcript is spliced from 14 exons. Gene Ontology annotation, cellular component: presynaptic active zone. Bases 400 to 2682 code for a protein of 760 amino acids. NCBI's taxonomy places the organism in Eukaryota, Metazoa, Arthropoda, Insecta, Hymenoptera, Formicidae. Gene Ontology annotation, molecular function: protein binding.
ACAGACGCGGUAGCGCGGUGUCACGUUAGUGCCAAGUAUAUCUGCGAAAGAUGCUAUAUACUAUACUAUGUAUCUUUUCUGACGCGAAAUGACCUUUUGGACUUUAUGAUCAGAAUUAUUGUUCUGCAGAAGUUUUGGCGGAGACGAUGUCGCGGCUAGCUGCGCAAGAAUACAUCUAGUCAAGAUAACACUCGAUUGUGUACGAAUGCUCUGAUAUUAAAACGUUAAGUGUACUUCGCGUUAUACACCGUGUCAGUCGACACUAUUACAUCGAGUGCCCAUUGUAGCUGUGAUAUCGUCGUGAAAAAUCCAAACUAGAGAUGUGUACCUUACUGAACUCAACGAAGAAAUCAAAGACAGUAAAUUAGUGAAGUAAAGCGCGACGCAAACGAAUUCAUCAUGGAAAACAUUUGGAGUGACAGUACCGUUGGAGAGCGAAAGGAUCUUGCCCCUAUAAUAGAGGAAGAGGAUAAAGGUCAAGCAAAAGGUUCACAGUCGGAUUCGUCGGACGCAGCCUCGACUAUUAAGCGCUGGAACAGUCGAUGGACGCCUUCGGAGGGUUACGAUUCGUCGGGAACGUCGUCGAAUUCUGAAGAAGGUGACGAAUACAUCGAGGAUUAUCCGCGAGGUAUCGGCGUGGGCUUGUCGGAACCGCUGAUUACAUGCCGGACAGCUUACCAGUCGCAGGAAUGUCUGUGUCAGGCUUGCUUGCUUGGCUAUGCUAAGAUGAUAGCACUUCAAGGGAGUAUGCCUAAUAUUUGUGCGUCCACCGAUAUGUCUAAUACCUGUCCGACAUCCGUUCAUCUGAGAAGUUUCCCAUCCCUCUGCGUCAUGCCGUGUACAAGCGAGCUCACGCAUCAAACUGUGAAGGAACACGCAAAAGGCCUCGGUUACUAUCCGCAUGUUUGUCAUGCGCAGCAGAAUCUGAUGUUUAUGAAGGAGCGUCAGAUACAUGCGGGUAAUAGGACAAACAGUACAACGUCUUUGCCUGUAACCUCGAUGGGUAGAUGUGGCGGUUCUCUAGAUAGAAGACGUCGCAGACUGCGCAGCAGAGUGGAUCGCGAUCAGAGGACUAUGUCUCAUAAUGAUUUGAUCUGCCACGAAAAGGACAAACCGCAUCACUACUGUUCGUUGCAACAGUUCCACUGCGGAAGCAAUAUGUGCAUGAAUAAUUGUCAUAGUAAAAUCGAGGAACGACUGAGAAAGUUGGAGAGUGAGCGCGGAGCAUUGCACAUGGAGGUGUCAGUCUUGUCGGAACAGGUUGACGCUCAGUCAAGUAAAAUUCAAGAAUUGGAGAGCAUGUUGCAAGACAAGAAAGACUCUCUGAGGCAGAUGGAAGAAGUGUUGCAAAAAGAGAUUCUGUCGAGGAGCGCCUUAGAAACGCAAAAGUUGGAACUACUCACCUCUUUAUCUGAAAUGAAACUUAGGCAAGCUAGUUUGGAGCAUGAGAAUCUAGCGCUACGCAGUGCAAGUCCCUUAUCAAAUGGUGAAAGGUUCAGCAGACAUACCGGUCAAUAUAGCAGUCUUCCUAGGCCACCAACAUUCAAAAAAGGUGUUGUAUUUGGUAAGGUUCCAAAUUUAGUCUCGGGAGCACAUACAACGGUACCCUUGGCUGUUAGGGGAGUCUCUGCGAGAUGUCUGUCCGCUCCCAUUUUAGCGGAAGAAGAGAAAACCAUGAUCGGUGAAGCGAGUGCGCAAGUGGAACCGCCGUCACCGAAACCACUCGCGGAACUUACCAUUGAAGAGAUCAACGAUUGGUUAGCUUGCCUCGGUUUGGAAUGCUACGCUGCCGAGUUGAGACGAUGGGGUGCCACCGGACUGAAAUUACUGGACGCUACGCAGGUUCAAUUGGAAAAAGAGUUGGAUAUAAAGAACGCUCUGCAUAGAAAGAAAUUGCUUUACGCUAUAGAAUCGGAAAGAAGCAGCGGGACGGGGUUUCUUGGUUCUCACAAGAUGGACAGUGCAGCUGUGCUACGGUGGCUGGAUGAUAUCGGAUUACCUCAACACAAGGAAGCCUUUCAUAACGCGAAAGUUGACGGUAGAGUUUUGCACAGACUGACUACGGAGGACCUUUUGAAUCUCGGAGUGACCGCGCAGUUACAUGCUGCCAGUUUAAGACGUGGGAUUCAGGUACUUUAUAUACUUAUACAGGUUUUACGGGACUUAAAUUUCGAGUUUGACAAUCUGGAGAGAAGAUCUGUGAACGGGAAUGGAGCCGAUGGUACUAAUGUGACUCUCUGGACGAAUCAUCGUGUGAUGGAAUGGCUGCGAGUGGUGGAUCUUGCGGAAUACGCACCGAAUAUGCGUGGAUCCGGUGUUCAUGGCGGUCUAAUGAUUCACGAGGGCCGAUUCACUUCCGAAUUACUCGCCACAUUACUCAGUAUUCCACCGGCAAAGACUUUGCUUCGUAGGCACUUGACAACUCAUUUCAAUCAAAUCCUAGGCAGAGAAGUGGUUCAGCAUAAAAGGGAAAUAGAGAGCACACUCGGCUUUGUUCCAUUGACGCUUACCGCUAGACUGAAGGUACCAAAGAAAUCUCAAUUCACUUUGAAACGUAAAAAAAGCAAAAGCGAAAUGGAUUUUGGCAAUUUGGUUUGCCCGUUGGAGGCCUCACCACCAGGUACCCCAUCAACACCUUCGUCAACACCGGGCAGCCCUAACUUAAACUCACCCACAUUCUAACCACAAUUAAAGCUUCAUUCAAAUAAUCAUCUAAACUAACUUACUUGGAGGAUACUGGGCAAAGGAAAGUUAUAGGUUGCAUAUGAGCGGAUGAACUACGAAUUGAUUUAUUCACGACGAUAAAAUAUAUAUCGAUGGAUAUUUAUAUAUUUGUAUUCAAAGCGAUGGCACGCACGCGUGUGCAAAGAAAUGUCAGAGAAUCUCCUGGGACCAGUUAUCCAUAUUGUAAAUUAGAUAGUCACUGUCAAAAUGCGCACUUAGAAAUAAGCUGCUUAUUCGAGAACUAAUUUCAAUAUCGCCAAAGUCUCAUUAACAUCAUAGACUAAAAGAUUUGGAAUUAAUCAUUUUAGAGAGGAUAAAUAUUUUUAUUACAACUUACUUUAAUCAUAAA